AGGAGGUUUUGUAAUGCACCUAGUUUGAAACGGAUUAGUAACAGACAAAGUUUGGUUUGACCACCUUGACUGGAAGCAUAUCUGUGUCUGUAUCUUUUGGAAACUUAAUUUUCGCCAUUUACACGUGAUGUAGCAAUGGCUACAAGCAGUAAAAGUAAUGCAGAGACCAUGGCCAACGAGUUGGCCCACAGCCUGGAGGCCACCAUGGGCAGACUACAGAACAUCUGGGACGAGAUUGGAAUCAUGGAGGAACAGAGGAAAGACAGAAGGAAAGUUGUGCUGCAUCAUCUACAGGCCUUGCUAGAAGAGAUGGUUGCAGAAGAAGAAAACCUGCGAACACGGUUGUUACAGAGUGUUGAAGACUGCGGCAAAGAGUUGCUGAAAAUCAGCAAAGAGCUGCAUGUACCAGUUUACGAGCCAGAGGAAGGCCUGUCCAUACUGACCCUGGAGAAGGAGCUGCGGACGCGCGUGGACACCCUGGCGAAGGAGAAACACGACAGGAUGAAACAGCUCAGCUCCCUGAGGGAGAAGGAGCAGCAGUUGUGCGACGCGUUGUGCACCACGCCCUUCUACAUUGCACCGGACACCGUCCCCUCGAACGAUCAGCUGGCCAAACUGAGACAACACAUCAGCACGCUACAGACAGAAAAGAACACCAGGCAAGAAGUCUUCCUGGAGACCAAAGUGAAGAUCAUCACGUUCCUGGACAACCUGGACCUGACUCCUAACUCCUCCUUCGAGCGGGACGUUGUGUGUGAGGACGAGGAGUCCUUCGUUCUCUCCAGCGAAAACAUGGCGGCUCUGCAGGCACUGUGUGCAGAGUUGGAGAAGAAGCAGAACGACCUGAUCGCGCUGGCCUCGGACCUGAGGAUACAGGUGACCACACUGUGGGACAGACUGAUGAUUGAACAGGCAGAGAGAGACGCCUUCAACAAGGACAACCAGGGAUUCAAACCAAGGGUCUUAAAAGCGCUCCGUGAUGAGAUUGAGCGGUGUCGGGAACUGAAGCUACAGAACAUCCGGCGUUACGUGGAGGGCCUCCGCGCUGAGAUCACCCAGCUCUGGAACAAGUGUUACUUCAGCCAGGAACAGCGCAACCAGUUCACAGAGUUCUUCAGUGAUGACUUCACUGAGGACCUGUUGGAGAUCCAUGACCAGCAGGUGGCCAGGCUGAAGCAGUACUACGACAGUAACAGGGAUAUCCUCAAGUUUGUGGAGAAGUGGGAGGACCUCUGGAAAAAGAUGCUCGAAUUUGAGAGACGAGCCAAUGAUCCGUCACGUUACAACAAUCGAGGCGGCGGCCUGCUCCAAGAGGAGAAAGAGAGGAAGAAAGUCCACAAACUUCUGCCCAAGGUUGAGGAGGAAGUGUCCAGGGCCAUCAAGGAGUACGAACAGAAGACUGGGCAGCCCUUCCUGGUGGACGGUUGUCCUUUCCUGGACUAUGUCAGGGCACAGUGGAACAAGCACAAUGAAGAGAAGGAGCAAGAAAAACACCGAAGGCAUUUGGCUAAGGCAAAGCAGCUAGAGGAAGAGCAGAAGAAUGGAUCCAAGCCUGCUACAACUCCAAAACGGCGCUUCCUUACAACACCCACCAAGACUCCCACAAAGAGAAAGAUGGACGGGACCUUUGGUCCAUCUCCUAGCCCUGCCAAAAAGACCCCCAUGCACCACUCCAGUGUCAUGUUUGCCUCACCCCUGCACCGCCCUCCCCGCUCCUGCAAGAAGACGCCGAAAACUCCGGGCAACCGUCUUCCGAAGAACCGCCCGCCUCUUCCCGGCAGCGGACUGAGGAAGGCGCUGGCGGAAAGAAACACGCCGGACAGGAGCCACGGCUUCAGCACCUCCACACUGAGUGGAGUCUCCUCUGGUACUAGCACAAGUUUGAUGUCCUGUGGCACGUACUCAGAGUUCUCACGUGAAGUCCGCACCAACUGCCGCAGCAGCGCGAUUCCCAUGUCUCCAGAUGAAGAAGUGGUGCACCUCUAGAAGUCAAGUUUUCUAACACGAAUAUUCAUGUUUUAAAGUAUCGCUAAUCUCGAUUUACUCGUACCUCCUCUUAUAAUUAGUGUGCAGAAGGUACAUAGUCGAAUUUUGCCAUUAUCAUUUAAUAACAGGUGUUUUUAAGGGUGAUGUCAGCAAGCUAAUGUCUUGUUGUUUGUAAGAAAAUGUUGCUGUUUUGUAUAGAGUUGUAUGUAGCGUCUUCAUUGUACAUAGCAGUAUAUUAGAACUUUUUUGUUCAUUUAUGACCCACAUAUAUAGAAGUGUAUCCUUUUCUAUCUCUGUCCAUAACUGUCUGAUUUUUUUAGAAAUCAGUAUAUUCUUUGCACCUCUACAUAUUCAUACUUGCUGAUCAAAAAUAAAAAGACAAAAAGGUGAAACCAUUGUCAUUUUUGGUUCAUAAGAUUUUAGCACAAAUUUUUGAGACAG
This is a messenger RNA of Branchiostoma belcheri (Belcher's lancelet), 2427 nucleotides long. Its product is annotated as protein regulator of cytokinesis 1-like. The record is from RefSeq and is a predicted model, not a curated record. The transcript has 14 exons. The coding region runs from base 136 to 1986 and encodes 616 amino acids. Lineage: Eukaryota; Metazoa; Chordata; Leptocardii; Amphioxiformes; Branchiostomatidae. Gene Ontology annotation, biological process: mitotic spindle midzone assembly; microtubule cytoskeleton organization. Gene Ontology annotation, cellular component: spindle; mitotic spindle midzone; cytoplasm. Gene Ontology annotation, molecular function: microtubule binding.